AUGAUACUUCUCAAAUCACUCUCCUUUGCCCUCGCUGGACUGUCAGCAUUGGCGACUGCCAUUCCGAUGCCAAAGCCUUUUUCAGCCGAUGUUUCUACCGAGGUCAGUAGCACUGACAGACUUGUGUUCUGUCAUUUUAUGAUCGGCAUCACAAGCAACCGCCAGAGCGCCGCGGACUACGAUGAUGACAUGCAACGUGCGAAAGCAUUGGGAAUAGAUGCAUUCGCUUUGAACAUUGGCGUGGAUCCGUACACUGAUACGCAGCUCAAUUUUGCCUACGAAUCAGCCGCGAGAAAUGACAUGAAAGUCUUCAUCUCAUUUGAUUUCAAUUGGUACAACACUGGACAAGCCACUGCCGUGGGACAGAAGAUCAGACAAUACGCCAGUCUACCUGCACAGCUCAAGGUAGAUGGUAAGGUCUUUGCAUCCUCAUUUGCCGGUGACGGCCUUGAUAUUCCUGCCUUGAACUCCGCUGCUGGCACCGAAGUGUUCUUCGCACCGAAUUUUCAUCCAGGGGUGGGAGACUUCAAUGCUAUCCAAUGUGCACUUAAUUGGAUGGCUUGGCCUAACAAUGACAACAACAAAGCGCCGACCCCAGAUCAUAACGUGAGCGUUGCAGAAGGCGACAGUAAAUACAUCGCGGCCCUAAAUGGAAAACCGUAUAUUGCACCUGUCUCCGGUUGGUUCUCAACUCAUUUCGGCGGCGAGGUUCCCUAUAGCAAGAAUUGGGUCUUUCCCUCAGAUCUUCUCUGGUAUGACAGAUGGCAAGAGAUUCUGAAUCUCGGGCCACGGUUCAUUGAGAUAGUCACCUGGAAUGACUACGGAGAGUCCCACUACAUCGGACCAUUGUCCUCGCCUCACACAGAUGAUGGUGCCUCCAAAUGGGUGAUGGAUAUGCCGCACAAUGGAUGGCUGGAAAUGUCCAAACCUUUCAUUGCUGCUUAUAAGGCCGGCGAAAAGUCCGCCAACAAUUACAUCACCGAAGACAAGUUGAUCUACUGGUAUAGACCAACUCCAAAGGACAUCAAUUGCGACUCAACGGACACUACCAUGCAGGGAAAUCCAAACAACUCAAGCGGAAACUUCUUCCGCGGACGACCAAACGGGUACGAGUCAAUGACAGAUGAGGUGUUUGUUGUCUCAUUGCUCAAAUCACCCGCUACUGUUCAGGUGACUUCAGGGAGCAGUAGCAAGACGUUCCAAGCACAGGCCGGUGCCAGCGCCUUUUCAGCACCUAUGGGCGUCGGCAAACAGCAGUUUUCACUCCUGCGCAAUGGGCAAACCGUCAUGUCCGACACGAGUCUGAAAGACAUUGUCGACAGCUGCAUCUGCGGCAUCUACAACUUUAACGCCUAUGUGGGCACCGUGCCACCGGAAAAGACUAUUGACAAGCUCCAACCAGCGGGACUGUCAAUGCUGUAUCAGGGACUGACAGUGCCAUGUCCGACUAACACUCUAGGACUCAGUAGCCCUACCGCCACCGCUCAAUAG
This is a messenger RNA of Aspergillus fumigatus Af293, 1491 nucleotides long. RefSeq names its product putative alpha-1,3-glucanase/mutanase. NCBI's taxonomy places the organism in Eukaryota, Fungi, Ascomycota, Eurotiomycetes, Eurotiales, Aspergillaceae. Gene Ontology annotation, biological process: mating projection tip cell wall disassembly. The record is from RefSeq and is a predicted model, not a curated record. Gene Ontology annotation, molecular function: glucan endo-1,3-alpha-glucosidase activity.